GAUGUAGAGACUCCCAGGCUGAUGUUUAAUUACACUGUGGUGCAGGUUGCAGAGGAUCCUGCAGAUCUAUAAGGGUGUUCCGGAGAUUUUCACCAUGGUUUAAAAAUCACUGUUUAUGCUUGUUGCAGAAGUUAACAGAGGCUUACUACUACUUUGUGGCCCAGUCCAACCUGUAGUUUCUGAGUUGGUACCUGUCGACCCUCCUGAAUGAAUGAGUGGGUGGGCCCCGACAUCAAUGUGGUGGGACCACUGGAAAUCCCACCCAGCAAUGAAUUCGCCAUCUCGGAGAGCUCCCACUUUUUUGAUAUUCUGGCAGAUCAAGGCAGUCCUCUCCUGCAGGAUCCAGACAUCUUACCCUUCACCAGUUAUCCCAGCAUGCAGUACCCGUCCCAGGAGCCAACCAUGUCUUCGACACCAUACUACUCCAGUCAGAAUUACUACCCUCCGUACAAUGUAGAUGAAUGGUACUCACACACAGGGAUUUAUGAACUGAGGAAAGGACCCCUGGAGGUCAGCUAUGAUGCUGAGAUGGAGGAGGUGUCCCCUGUGGUGCCUGUUGUGUGCAGGAGGACCCGGCACAUGUUGCAGACCGGACGGGUCAAGGGCGAGGAACUGUGUGUUGUGUGUGGAGACAAGGCCUCUGGAUACCACUAUAACGCUCUCACCUGUGAGGGAUGUAAAGGUUUCUUCAGACGGAGCAUCACAAAGAAUGCAGUGUACAAAUGCAAGAGUGGCGGAAACUGUGAGAUGGACAUGUAUAUGCGCAGGAAAUGCCAGGAGUGUCGGCUAAGAAAGUGCAAGGAGAUGGGCAUGCUGGCUGAAUUGAAGCCUUCAUCACCGCUGGCAGGCCUGCUGACAGAGAUCCAGUGUAAAUCUAAAAGGCUGCGAAAGAACACCAAGGCCUCCCCGGGACAGUCUACUGGAGACGAGACAGAGGGGGCAGACAACACAGACAACAAACAGGUCACAUCAACCACCAAAGUGUCAAAGGAAAAAGUUGAAAUCACCAAAGAGCAGCGGGCACUCAUGAAUCUCAUCGUAGAUGCUUACAACAGACAUCAAAUUCCUCAAGAUAUGGCCAAAAAACUGCUACAAGAACAGUACAGCGCAGAGGAGAACUUCCUCCUAUUGACAGAAAUGGCAACAAGUCAAGUUCAAGUUCUGGUGGAGUUUACAAAAAACAUUCCAGGCUUUCUCUCUCUGGACCGUGAGGAUCAGAUCGCUCUGCUGAAGGGUUCGGCUGUGGAAGCCAUGUUUCUGCGCUCAGCUCAGGUUUUGAGCCGAAAGAUGCCCAACGGACACACAGAAGUUUUGGAGGAGAGGAUACGCAAGAGCGGUAUAUCAGAUGAGUUUAUCACACCAUUGUUCAACUUCUACAAAAGCAUCGGUGAACUCCACAUGGUGCAGGAGGAACAGGCUCUCCUAACCACCAUAACCAUCCUGACACCAGAUCGGCCUUAUGUGAAGGAUCAGCUGGCUGUUGAGAGACUUCAGGAGACCAUGCUGGACAUGCUGAGGAAGCUGUGUGUCCUGCAGCAUCCACAGGAGCCACAGUACUUUGCUCGUCUCCUGGGCCGCCUGACAGAGCUGAGAACACUCAGCCACUACCACGCAGAGAUGCUCACAUCCUGGCGAAUGAACGACCACAAAUUUACCCCGCUGCUCUGCGAGAUUUGGGAUGUGCAGUGACACACCAGGAGAAGUGAAGAGAGUGAUGACGACGUGAACAUUUCACCUUGCAAAACAAAGUCGGUCCAACUACAGUGCAUAUGUGUGGCCUGACCUUGGUGGCAUUAGUCAUGUACUAACUCAGUCAGUCGUUUAGAGCAGGGGUUUUCAGUCUGAGACUCUGGGCCUCCCCUCAGACAAAGCUUGGAAAAAGGGGCCCCCUAGCCCCCUCUUAGUUUACUUGUUUAAUUUCGCUCAGUUUCUGUAGACCUGGAUUGUCAUGUUAUGAUUGAUAUUUCCGAUAGGCUCUCAACAAUGGAGCCAAGACAUCCUGCUGUUUGACAUUACUUCAGACUUACCAAAUACAUAAAAAAGGUCUGACCUAAGGUAUUUAUUAGUUUCUGACUCUGGGAAAGACAGUAAACUCCCCCAAAACAAAUGUAUUCUGAACUAUCUCUGGAACCAGUCACAUUUUGGCUAUUCUAUGUGAUUUUCUUUUGAUAACAAUAUUUUUUCACUGUCUUUCACUGAGCCUUCCCUGUUUGGUGCCCCACUGGGGAGGCCCUCCUCCAACUUUGAAAACCUCUGGUUUAAAGUAUUGUUUGUGUUUAUUGUGCUCAGUUUUGUUUAUUUUAUAGUUUCAUCAUGUCUUUUUACUGUGUGAUUCUUGAGAAUUGUGUCAUUGUUGAGACGUUUGAAAUGACUUAUUUUUCACAGUGUAGGCUACAUCGUGUAAAACAUGUCCCAAGCGUGAUUAGUCAGACAAGUACAAACACUGGAACUUAUUCAAAGCAAAGACGGUGCUCAUAAGAAGUGUGAGGUUUAGAUUACAUUGAGUUUAAUAAUGGGCUCAUUUAUUUUUUAUUUGUAAAACUCACAGUAUUUACUACAUAUGUGCUUUAAAUAUGUUAUAUGCUCUGCCUCAAUAAAAGACAAGAUUAACAGGAAAAAGGUUGAUGUUGGAACAUUCAUGCCUGUUAGUCAGCACAGACUAUUCGAGCGUGCAUAUACUGCAUGAUUCUUGUUCCUCUUUAAUCUUUCUGAAACUUCUUAAUAAUCUAAUUCUCAAUAAACUAAACUCAAAUAUGUUCAAAUUUCUUAAAGAGCACUGAUCAUGUAUUAAAAUAUGAAUGCCUAAGGGGUUUCCUUGAUAAAAUAUGGUCUUCCACCUGCAACAACAGCUUACAAAAACAAGCACAUUUUAUGCCUUAUUUAUGCCUACAUUUAACCCUCUGCUAAUAUUUAUUUUCAGGGGAGCAUCAGAACA
This is a messenger RNA of Micropterus dolomieu (smallmouth bass), 2935 nucleotides long. It is a transcript of the gene nr1h4, whose product is annotated as nuclear receptor subfamily 1, group H, member 4. Gene Ontology annotation, biological process: lipid metabolic process; negative regulation of inflammatory response; cell differentiation. Bases 208 to 1689 code for a protein of 493 amino acids. NCBI's taxonomy places the organism in Eukaryota, Metazoa, Chordata, Actinopteri, Centrarchiformes, Centrarchidae. The record is from RefSeq and is a predicted model, not a curated record. The transcript is spliced from 9 exons. Gene Ontology annotation, molecular function: RNA polymerase II cis-regulatory region sequence-specific DNA binding; zinc ion binding; bile acid binding.